Molecule: messenger RNA, 2231 nt
Organism: Eubalaena glacialis (North Atlantic right whale)
Lineage: Eukaryota; Metazoa; Chordata; Mammalia; Artiodactyla; Balaenidae
Gene: NSRP1
Product: nuclear speckle splicing regulatory protein 1
Exons: 8
Coding region: 240-1733 (497 amino acids)
Biological process (GO): regulation of alternative mRNA splicing, via spliceosome
Source: RefSeq, a predicted model, not a curated record
CGGGAGCAAGAUGGCGAUUCCGGGCAGGCAGUCAAGUUCUGAUUACCGCCCUCCCUUCUCGGUUUAGGAACGUUGUGCUGAGAAGUCACAGAAAAGGGUAUGGGCUUACUUUGCCAAAGAAAGCACAGCAGUUGCACCCUGUUUUGCAAAAACCUUCAGUGUUUGGGAAUGAUUCUGAUGAUGAUGAUGAGACCUCCGUGAGUGAAAGCCUUCAGAGAGAAGCUGCUAAGAAGCAAGCAAUGAAACAGACCAAACUGGAAAUCCAGAAGGCCCUUGCAGAAGAUUCUACUGUAUAUGAAUAUGACAGUAUUUAUGAUGAAAUGCAGAAAAAAAAGGAAGAAAGUAAUCCAAAAUUGCUUUUGGGAAAAGACCGAAAGCCCAAGUACAUUCACAACUUACUAAAAGCAGUUGAGAUUAGAAAAAAGGAACAGGAAAAAAGAAUGGAAAAGAAAAUACAAAGAGAACGAGAAAUGGAAAAGGGAGAAUUUGAUGAUAAAGAGGCAUUUGUAACAUCUGCUUAUAAGAAAAAACUGCAAGAGAGAGCUGAAGAGGAAGAAAGAGAAAAGAGGGCUGCUGCCCUUGAAGCACGUUUGGAUGUAACCAAGCAGAGCGAUCUCAGUGGAUUUUAUAGGCACCUAUUAAAUCAAGCAGUUGGUGAGGAGGAAGUACCUACAUGCAGCUUUCGUGAAGCCAGGUCUGGGAUAAAAGAAGAGAAAUCAAAGGGAUAUUCUGAUGAAGUAAGUUCAGAAAACAGAACACCUCAUGAGAACUGCAUUCGCCAAACUGUUGUGAAAGUAGAGGAAAACCCAGAUGCAGACAGUGACUUUGAUGCUAAGAUCAGUGAGGAUGAUGAAAUGGAAGAAGAUAAUAAAGUGAACUGCAGAAGGGAAAAGGGCACAGAGACCUUAAAAAAUGACUCCAGGCAUCACAGGAGUCAUACCCACUCACGGUCAUCUAGUGAAGAAAGAGAGCAUGGUACCAAAUACCACACAAAAAGUUCCAAGUCAAGAGGACACGAGAAAAGAGAAGAGCAGCACCAAGAGAGACAAUCCAGGGAGGACAACUAUUACGCUGACCGUGAUUACCAAAAAGAAAAGAAGGAUUCCCAUAGGCACAGAGAGGCCAGUUACAGAGAUUCACACUGGAAGAGGCAUGAACAAGAAGACAGACUGAGGGGAAGAGACCAGAGAGAAAGAAAUGAUAGGGAAUGGAAAAGGGAGAAAGACAGGGAGAAAUACCCGUCAAGAGAACAAGAAAGAGACAGACAACGAAAUGAUUAUGACCGACACAUUGAGAAAGGAGGAGAGAAGGAAGAGAAAAGCAAAGAAAAGGAAGAGCAUAUGAAAGCAAGGAAAGAAAGAUAUGAAAACAGUGAUAAAUACAGAGAUAGAGAAAAACGAGAAGUAAGUGUUCAGUCUUCAGAAAGAAAUCAAGAAAGGGCAAAGGAUAGCUUUCUUAACCAGGAAAGAGCCAAUAAAAUGAGAAACAUGGAAAAGGACAAAGGAAGAAACCCAGAGAAACCCUCUAGUUCUGACACAUCACUGGGAGCAAAACACAGAAUCACAGAGGAAUGCCAAGGGACUGGCAAAGAACAAGAGAGGCCACAGGAGACAGUGAACAAGUUUGCAAAGAGGAACAACGAAGAAACUGUAAUGUCAGCGAGAGACAGAUACUUGGCCCGGCAAAUGGCACGGGUUAAUGCAAAGACAUAUAUUGAGAAAGAAGAUGAUUGAUAACUGCCCCAAUAGGAAGACCUGUGGAAGCACAGAAAAUUGUAAUUCCUGGAAAGUGUUGAGUGAACACAUAAAGGAGUGUGUUAACAGUGGUUGGGAGGGUAUUUCAAAAUAUAUUUUCAAAAUUCAUUUUUGGUUUAGAUUUAAGUCAGAAGUCAAUCCUUUUAUCUUGAAUGUUUAACUAAAUUAAUAUAUAAUAUUCACUUAUCAAUACCACAUUCUUGGUUGUAUUCAAGCAACCUAAAGAGAGUGCUGAAUCCCUGUAGGUACUUAAUGAGGAAAAUUGGCUCCACUACAACCAUUAAAAAAUAAUUUAAAUAACUCUUCUAUGUUGCUUUUGUUGCAGGAGCUGUUUGUUUUAUAAAUGUCAUGUUUCAGAUAAAAAUAUGUGGAUUUGAACAGAGAAUAUUGUUUUACUUUAUGUUCUAAAAUUUGUAUUAAAGUGUAAAAUACAGAUCACACAUCUUGUCUAAGCUUUUUAGCCCACACAUACUCAAU